AUGGGCGAAGCCGCCCGGGUGCAGAUCCCCCCGACCCAAAGGCACGAGAAGCCAGACUCUGAAAACAUCCCCCCCAGCAAACACCACCACCACCACCGCAACGCCACCCACCGCGAGCACCCCAAAGCCUUUGCCCCCCGCACCAACCCCGAGAAGAUCGCCCAACGCAAGAGCUCGAUGACGCAGCUGCAGCAGUGGGUGAACUCGCGCCGGGGGGCCGUGCCCCCCGAGGAGCUGCGGAGCCCCACCAGGUUUUACCCCGUGUCUCGCCGGGUGCCCGACUACUAUUCCCCCUACUCACCCCAGUACCCCGAGGACUACCAGUACUACCCGCCUGGGGUGCGCCCCGACAGCAUCUGCUCCAUGCCCUCCUACGAGCGGGUGAGCCCGCCCUGGGUGCUGGAGGACAAGCGGCACUCCUUCCGCAACGGGGGCACCUACCAGCUCCGCGACUGGAAGGAGCACCCUGGUUUCGGCCGGCAAGACGUCCCGCUCUGGCUGCCCGGUCCUGGGAGGCAGCCGACCUACUUGGAUGAGGUGGAUGCAGCCUCGGGCUCUCUGCGACGGAUGUCACUGCAGCCCCGCUCCCGCUCCGUGCCCCGCUCGCCCAGCCAGGGUUCCUACAGCCGGGCACGGGCGUACUCCCCGGUCCGCUCGCCCAGCGCCCGCUUCGAGCGGCUGCCGCCCCGGGGAGAGGAGAUUUAUGCCGACCCCACCACCUUCAUGAUGAGGCGAUCCAUCAGUUCUCCAAAGUACGACUAUCUGGGCGACAGACGGCCCGUCCCUGCGGGAAUGUAUCCGUACCACUACCCGGCAUCCCCCACCGUCCAUGAUAAAAUGGAUGAACUUUUAGACCUUCAGUUGCAAAGAAACCUAGAGUAUUUGGACCAGCAGAUGAGCGAGAGCGAAACCCUGAUCAGUAUGGUGAACAGGAUGGUGGAGACCUCCUCCCCUAGGGCUCAGCUCUACAUGCAAGUGACGCCCUUCCCGGAGGCCUACAGGGAGACACUGCACGCCUACAAGAUAAGCGAGCAAGACACCGACAAGCUGCUGGGGAAGCUCUGUGAGCAGAACAAGGUGCUGCGGGAGCAGGAGAGGCUGGGGCGGCAGCGCCCAGCAGAGAAGGAGAGCCUGGAGAGUGCCCGCAUGGGGACACACCAGGAGCUGGAGAUGUUUGGGAGCCAGCCAGCCUACCCAGAGAAGCUGCUGCACAAGAAGGAAUCGCUCCAGAACCAGCUUAUCAACAUCCGCGUGGAGCUGUCGCAGGCCAGCACGGCCUUGGCAAAUAGCACUGCCGAGUACGAGAGCCUGGAGAGCGAGGUGUCUGCCCUGCACGACGACCUCUGGGAGCAGCUGAACCUGGACAUCCAGCAUCCAUCUGGCUGGGCGUAG
Messenger RNA from Pygoscelis adeliae (Adelie penguin), 1392 nucleotides. It is a transcript of the gene PLEKHA6, whose product is annotated as pleckstrin homology domain containing, family A member 6. NCBI's taxonomy places the organism in Eukaryota, Metazoa, Chordata, Aves, Sphenisciformes, Spheniscidae. The transcript has 13 exons. The record is from RefSeq and is a predicted model, not a curated record. The coding region runs from base 1 to 1392 and encodes 463 amino acids.